Cephus cinctus (wheat stem sawfly) is the source of this 2376-nucleotide messenger RNA. It is a transcript of the gene Tab2, whose product is annotated as TGF-beta-activated kinase 1 and MAP3K7-binding protein 3. Lineage: Eukaryota; Metazoa; Arthropoda; Insecta; Hymenoptera; Cephidae. Gene Ontology annotation, molecular function: ubiquitin binding. The record is from RefSeq and is a predicted model, not a curated record. Bases 365 to 2089 code for a protein of 574 amino acids. The transcript is spliced from 8 exons.
UUCAAGGAAUAUCGACGGGCAGCGCGUACAGAUUUGGCUUGUGAUGAUAGUCAAGAUGGCAUGGUACAAUGUUAGAAAUGAGGUGCGUAGUACCGAAACGCAGUGCACAGCUGAUCAGUGGUCUAGACGGACGGUCGGCGCUCGUUCGUAAUUUUGAAAACGCUCGAUAAAAUUAACAUCCAAAGUGUGAUAUGAGCCACGAGAUAGACGGUGUUUCCUCGUGAGGAGGAAUUACACAAUUCGUAAACUAAUAUUCAGCCACGAGUGUUUUUAAAAGUGAUUCAAGUGAGCGUGACCGUACUUACCUCUGGACGUUUCAAUGGUUGCCGUCCGGUAGGCCCUGCCAGGAGGAUGGGGGCCCACGAUGGGGGAGUGCCACUGCUCUAACAUCGCCAUCAUGCAGCUGUUCCAUGAGCUGAAGCAGCAGUUUCCUGCGCUCCCCGACCACGUCGUCUCCCAGUGCAUCGCCCAGAACAGCCACGAUCGGGAGACAUGUGCACGGAGGCUUCGUGCGACGCAGGACGCGCGGCCGUCGCCCGGCGCGUUUCCACCGCCAGCCCCUGUCCCAGCACAGCCGACCCCUUGCGCCAUGAAUUCCAAUUCCUCGCGUGCCCAUCGGCCCGCGUCCUUAGACAUUGGCUUAACACGACGAUGUCCCGUCACUUGCCCACGUGUACCUAUCCAGCAUCCGUCCCAUGUUGCGCCAUCCUCUGCCCCGGCGGCUUGUCCCGCCAGAGGAUUCUUCGACGACCUCAACACCCCCAACCACGCCGGCUUCGAGCUCAACGUCAACGUCGCGUGCAGUCCAGCUAGCAAUCGCGAUUUUCGAACGGUACCACCAAGUACCGGUAAACGAAGCGAUCUGGUCGUGGAACCACGACCUCACUACGCCGACCCCUUGGCAGCGAAUGUGAGUAACGGACCCAACGGUACUCCUGUGGUUGAUCAUACGCGAAGCUACACUUCCGUCAGUCUCACCCUGAGGCCACCGUCGUCCGAGCCACAACCACCUAUCGAUAUACGCUCACAGGGCUCGAGUUUGACUUACUCGACAUCCUCUGUCGAUCCUAGGGGUUUUCAGAGUAGACUUCAGAUCAGCAUCGGUCCAGGAAACGUAGGCAGUGUAGCUGCUGCCAGGAUCAGACCUCCUAUGGGUCCUACAAGACCAACUACUCUGUUAACUCCACAGCAAACAACACCUCAUCGACCUCCAGGCCUACCAGCUGGUCCACCUAGUCAAUUACCAAGACCAACGACGACCAUGAGUGCUCCAACGACGACCAUGAGUGCUCCAACGACACCCUCCGUUCCCCAGGUCGGCAAUGUUCCUGUCGCCCCUAGCAGCCUCCCUACGACCCCUUCGGCACCCUCGACUCCACCUCCGUUGGCACCACGUGCUACAACCAACAACGCCUCUUCCUCGACGACCGCCGAACCCGCUAGAUCGCCGCUCAACCAAGUCGCGGAGCGUCAAAGGCGGUUAGUCGAGGAACAGUUGGUCAGGCGAGAUAGAUUGGCAUCGGAAUUGAGGGCUGAAAAGGGAAGACUGGAAGCUAUGAAGAGGGAAUUAGAAUCCCUGGCGAGACCGUUGGACUCGACGUUACCACCACAGGAACUAAAGAGAAAGCUGAGAAGCGAAAUUUAUCAACUACAGGUAGAGUGCGACAGGCUUGCUGACGAGGUGGACCAGAGAUCCGAUCCACGAGUACCUCUUGGGGAGACGAAUGAGGAGUUUUAUCAGGGCAUUUAUACGGGGCAACCGUUUGUCCCUGUGCCCUUUAAUGCCAGUCCGCCACCGCUGCCCAGUCAACCUCCUGCAUGGGAACCAGCCCCGUCCAGGAACACUAUACCCAACGUUAAUAUUGAUCCUGAUCGAGAUGAUCGGGAUGGUCCCUCCUGGGUCUGCAAGAUGUGCACUUUCGAUAAUCAUCCUCUGAUGGACAAGUGCGAACAGUGCGACAUGCCCAGGCUGCUCAACCAUAAUACAGGUACGGCAUCGAUAAAGACCUCACCCAGGUCCAUCUCCAUUGACAAUUCGAGGCCACUGUUGUCCACGAAAUCUUUGGCAGAUGCGAAAUCCAGAAAAUAAGAAUCCACGUUUGCCGAUGUUUGAUAAUUUUGAAUUAAUAAUCGCAUGCCUCAUAACGUGAUACGUUUAUCAAUUGAGUGAUGAUUAUCUUUUAUUUAAUGCUAUUCUAAUAAUGUAACAGUACCUCGUUAUUUGUGAUAUUAAUCAACGUUUUCGCGCACGUAUUGAAUGUUUUAUUAAUUACUAGGCCGACGUAAUUCCGUACCUCUUUUAGUGUACAUACGAUGCUUCGUGGAAUAUUAAUUUGUAUAUAUGGUAAAUGUCUUAAUAAAUAUAUUUCAUAAUUA